UUUAAAAGCUACGUGUGAAGGAGACAUCGUGUUUGUCGGCAAGAUCUAUAUCAUUUGUGACUGAUCUAACGGGAAAAAUUCGAAAAUUUUAAUUCAUUUAAAUAAUCCAGCUACUUCUGGGCCAUCACAAUCAUCUUCAUCGUCUUCUGAUCUCUUUAGCACUAAAUUAAAUUCGUAGUCAAUAAUAUAACUCAAGAGAAAAGACAUAUUAUUACUAAGUCCGUGGUCUUUGCUUCCAUUUCAAUCCAGUUUGUGUUUGGUUUCGCCUGUCGGAGAGAGAAACGAAAGGAACAAAAAAAAAAUGGAAGAUCCUUUGAUUGGUAGAGAGAGUCGUGGUGGUGGUGGCACGGAUCGGAUCGUUCGUAGAUCAGAAGCCAUCACACAUGGUACCACGUUUCAGAAAGCUGCUGCUCUCGUUGAUCUGGCUGAAGAUGGUAUUGGUCUACCAGAGCAAAUACUUGACCAGUCCAGCUUCGGAGAGUCUGCAAAGUACUACUUCUUCUACACACGAUUAGAUCUCAUCUGGUCACUCAACUACUUCGCUCUCAUUUUGAUUAACUUCUUUGAGCAACCCUUGUGGUGUGAAAAUAAGCCUACGCCGUCUUGCAAAGACAGAGAUUACUAUUACCUAGGGGAGUUACCUUACUUGACCAAUGCAGAAUCCAUUAUCUUUGAGGUAGUUACACUGGUUAUACUACUUGUACAUACUUUCUUCCCAAUCUCCUAUGAAGGGUCCAGGAUCUUUUGGACAAGUCGCCUUAACCUAGUGAAGGUUGCUUGCGUUGUAGUUUUGAUAGUUGAUGUGCUGGUUGACAUUCUGUACUUGUCUCCAGUGGCUUUCGAUUUUCUCCCUUUUAGAAUCGCCCCUUAUGUGAGAGUCAUCAUAUUCAUCCUCAGCAUAAGGGAACUUCGAGACAGCCUCGUCCUUUUGUCUGGAAUGCUUGGCACAUAUUUGAAUAUCUUGGCUCUAUGGAUGUUGUUCCUUCUCUUUGCCAGUUGGAUUGCCUUUGUUAUGUUUGAGGACACACAGCAAGGACUCACGGUCUUCACUUCUUACGGUGCUACUCUUUACCAGAUGUUUAUUUUGUUCACGACAUCCAACAAUCCUGAUGUCUGGAUUCGUGCUUACAAGUCUUCUCGCUGGUCUUCGUUGUUCUUCGUGCUCUACGUGCUGAUUGGCGUCUACUUCGUCACGAACUUGAUUCUUGCCGUUGUUUACGACAGUUUCAAAGAACAGCUCGCAAAGCAAGUAUCUGGAAUGGAUCAAAUGAAGAGAAGAAUGCUGGAGAAAGCGUUUGCUCUUAUAGACAAAGACAAAACUGGGCAGAUUGAUAAGGAGCAAUGCAUUAAGCUCUUUGAACAGCUGACUAAUUACAGGACGUUGCCAAAGAUAUCAAAAGAAGAAUUCGGAUUGAUAUUUGAUGAGCUUGAUGAUACUCGUGACUUUAAGAUCAACAAGGAUGAGUUUGCUGACCUCUGCCAAGCCAUUGCUCUAAGAUUCCAAAAGGAGGAAGUUCCAUCUCUCUUUGAAAACUUCCCGCAAAUCUACCAUUCUGCCUUAUCACAACAACUGAGAGCCUUUGUUCGAAGCCCAAGAUUCGGAUACGCUAUUUCUUUCAUCCUCGUUCUCAACUUCAUUGCUGUCGUUGUUGAAACCACGCUUGAUAUUGAAGAAAGCUCAGCUCAGAAGCCCUGGCAGGUUGCAGAGUUUGUCUUUGGUUGGAUAUAUGUGUUGGAGAUGGCUCUGAAGAUCUAUUCAUAUGGAUUCGAGAAUUACUGGAGGGAUGGUCAAAACCGGUUUGAUUUUAUAGUCACAUGGGUCAUAGUUAUUGGUGAAACAGCUACCUUCAUAACUCCAGACGAGAACACUUUCUUCUCAAACGGAGAAUGGAUCCGAUACCUUCUCCUUGCAAGAAUGUUGAGACUGAUAAGGCUUCUUAUGCACGUCCAGAGAUACCGAGCGUUUAUUGCGACAUUCAUCACUCUUAUUCCGAGUUUGAUGCCUUAUUUGGGUACCAUCUUCUGCGUGCUGUGUAUCUACUGCUCUAUUGGUGUACAGGUCUUUGGUGGGCUUGUGAAUGCUGGGAACAAACAACUCUUCAAAACUGAGAUGGCUGAGGAAGACUAUCUACUGUUCAACUUCAAUGACUAUCCCAAUGGAAUGGUCACACUCUUCAAUCUGCUAGUGAUGGGUAACUGGCAAGUCUGGAUGGAGAGCUAUAAAGAUUUGACCGGGACGUGGUGGAGCAUUACGUAUUUCGUCAGUUUCUACAUUAUCACUGUUUUGCUUCUGUUGAAUUUGAUUGUUGCCUUUGUCUUGGAGGCCUUCUUUACUGAGCUGGAUCUUGAGGAAGAGGAGAAAUGUGAAGGACAGGAUUCUCAAGAAAGAAGAAACAGGCGUCGAUCUGCAGGGUCGAAGUCUAGGAGUCAAAGAGUUGACACACUUCUUCAUCACAUGUUGGGUGAUGAACUCAGCAAACCAGAGUGUUCUACUACUGCUACUGAUACAUAAAAAGCCCGUUAAAAAGGUUUUUUUGUUCUCUUUUAAUAUUUUGUUUUUGGAAGCGUUCUUGAUUCUAUGUAGAGAGAGUCAAAGAGAAUCUUCUGCCUGUCUCUGAGCAAGGUUUAAGAACCAUGAUAUUCUGAUAAAACUCUAGAACACCCUUUUCUGUUUGAGA
Messenger RNA from Brassica oleracea var. oleracea, 2678 nucleotides. RefSeq names its product two pore calcium channel protein 1. NCBI's taxonomy places the organism in Eukaryota, Viridiplantae, Streptophyta, Magnoliopsida, Brassicales, Brassicaceae. The record is from RefSeq and is a predicted model, not a curated record. Gene Ontology annotation, biological process: calcium ion transport; transmembrane transport. Bases 302 to 2512 code for a protein of 736 amino acids. Gene Ontology annotation, cellular component: plant-type vacuole; vacuolar membrane. The transcript is spliced from 23 exons. Gene Ontology annotation, molecular function: voltage-gated calcium channel activity; calcium ion binding.